Molecule: messenger RNA, 2562 nt
Organism: Erigeron canadensis
Lineage: Eukaryota; Viridiplantae; Streptophyta; Magnoliopsida; Asterales; Asteraceae
Product: primary amine oxidase-like
Exons: 12
Coding region: 41-2356 (771 amino acids)
Biological process (GO): amine metabolic process
Molecular function (GO): quinone binding; primary methylamine oxidase activity; copper ion binding
Source: RefSeq, a predicted model, not a curated record
UGUAACAGCAUUAGCUAACCACUGAAGCUAGCUUUCAACAAUGGCGUCAUCAUCAACUUCUAAAAAACCGGCAUCUCUUCUCUCCGCCUCCGCCGCCGCCGAUGUCGUACCGGACUGGACCACCGAUCCUUCCGUCGGCGAUCAGAUUCGCCACCGCGGCACCGCUGCUUCCGUCGAUAACCUUACUCGUCCUGUCGUUGCUCAACCUUCAGCUUCUUCCACUUCCUCUAAAGGAACUGGGCCAACGAGUAUGGUCAAGGCACAAACUCGCCAUCCACUGGAUCCUUUAGCUUCUGCUGAGAUCUCCAUAGCUGUUGCAACAGUUAGGGCGGCUGGAGCAACACCAGAGGUAAGAGAUAGCAUGCGUUUCAUAGAGGUGGUCCUUGUGGAACCAUCCAAGAGUGUGGUUGCAUUAGCAGAUGCUUAUUUUUUCCCGCCGUUUCAACCAUCAUUGUUGCCAAGGACAAAGGGAGGACCGAUAAUUCCCACUAAACUUCCACCUCGACAAGCUCGACUAAUUGUUUACAACAAGAAGUCAAAUGAAACUAGCAUAUGGAUUGUCGAGUUAUCAGAAGUUCAUGCUCUAACUCGAGGUGGCCACCAUAGAGGCAAAGUCAUUUCGUCUAAAAUAGUGCCUGAUGUACAACCUCCUAUGGAUGCUGUGGAAUAUGCUGAAUGUGAAGCCAUUGUAAAGGACUUUCCUCCAUUUCAAGAGGCCAUGAAGAGGAGGGGUAUUGAAGAUAUGGACCUUGUGAUGGUAGAUCCCUGGUGUGUGGGUUAUCACAGUGAAGCUGAUGCUCCUAACCGUAGACUGGCCAAACCACUUAUAUUUUGUAGAACAGAAAGUGACUGUCCAAUGGAAAAUGGUUAUGCUCGUCCAGUUGAAGGAAUCGAUGUGUUAGUUGAUAUGCAAAAUAUGGUGGUGAUUGAGUUUAAAGACCGCAAACUUGUUCCUCUACCUCCAGCUGAUCCAUUGCGGAAUUACACAGCUGGUGAAACAAGAGGAGGUGUUGAUCGAAGUGAUGUUAAACCACUAAACAUUGUUCAGCCUGAUGGCCCAAGUUUUCGUGUUAAUGGGCAUUUUGUGCAAUGGCAGAAGUGGAAUUUCCGCAUAGGUUUUACGCCAAGAGAGGGUUUGGUGAUUUACUCUGUGGCAUAUGUCGACGGUAGCCGAGGCCGUAGGCCUGUGGCCCAUAGAUUAAGCUUUGUAGAGAUGGUGGUUCCUUAUGGCGACCCUAAUGAUCCUCAUUACAGGAAAAAUGCAUUCGAUGCAGGGGAGGAUGGACUAGGUAAAAAUGCUCAUUCUCUUAAGAAGGGUUGCGAUUGUUUGGGCUAUGUCAAGUAUUUUGAUGCUCACUUGACAAAUUUUACUGGGGGGGUUGAAACGAUUGAAGAUUGUGUUUGCUUGCACGAAGAGGACCAUGGAAUAUUAUGGAAGCAUCAGGACUGGAGAACAGGUUUAGCUGAAGUGCGACGGUCAAGAAGGCUAGUAGUCUCUUUUAUAUGUACCGUGGCCAACUACGAGUACGGGUUCUACUGGUACUUUUAUCAGGAUGGAAAAAUAGAAGCUGAGGUAAAGUUAACCGGUAUUCUCAGCUUGGGAGCCUUACAACCCGGUGAGAUUAGAAAAUAUGGGACUAUGAUUGCACCUGGACUCUAUGCUCCUGUUCACCAACACUUCUUCGUAGCGCGUAUGGAUAUGUCUGUGGACUGCAAGCCCGGGGAAUCCCACAAUCAGGUGGUUGAGUUGGAUGUUAAAGUAGAAGAACCGGGAGAUGCAAAUGUGCACAAUAAUGCGUUCUAUGCUGAAGAGAAACUGUUGAAAUCUGAACUUGAAGCAAUUCGUGAUUGUAAUCCUUCAUCUGCCCGACAUUGGAUUAUCAGGAACACAAGAACUGUAAACCGAUCUGGUCAAUUGACAGGCUACAAGUUAGUACCUGGAUCAAAUUGUUUACCAUUAGGUGGGACAGAAGCAAAAUUUUUGAGAAGAGCUGCUUUUUUGAUGCAUAAUCUGUGGGUCACACCAUAUGAACCUGAUGAGAUGUUCCCUGGUGGAGAGUUCCCUAAUCAGAAUCCACGUGUCGGGGAGGGAUUGGCGACUUGGGUUAAACGGAAUCGGUCUCUAGAAGAAACUGACCUUGUUCUCUGGUAUGUAUUUGGAAUAACACACGUUCCUCGACUGGAAGAUUGGCCUGUCAUGCCAGUAGAACAUAUUGGAUUCCGUCUCAUGCCACAUGGAUUCUUCAACUGCUCGCCAGCAGUGGAUGUUCCCCCCAGUUCAUUGGCUGACAUGGAGUUAAAGGAAAACGAAUUGGGAGAUAAGGCAUGUCAUAAUGGUCUCGUUUCAAAGAUGUAAAAGGAAGAAUUAUUACCACGUAAGUGUACUCCGAUUGCUUGUAAAAUUCCAUCUUCUUUGUGUAUUCAAUGUUAUUUAUCUGUGGGGUUCAUUUUAACCAACCUUUUUAGUUUCUCACGGAAGACUUGGUUGACGGUCAAUAUGUAUUUAGCAAGGAUGUCGUUUGUGCUUUAAAAUCUAUUAAUAAACAUCUUCAUCUUCUCAAA